Molecule: messenger RNA, 5373 nt
Organism: Grosmannia clavigera kw1407
Lineage: Eukaryota; Fungi; Ascomycota; Sordariomycetes; Ophiostomatales; Ophiostomataceae
Product: haloacid dehalogenase-like protein
Exons: 5
Coding region: 1-5373 (1790 amino acids)
Biological process (GO): intracellular protein transport; post-Golgi vesicle-mediated transport; DNA-templated transcription
Cellular component (GO): plasma membrane
Molecular function (GO): zinc ion binding; ATP hydrolysis activity; DNA binding
Source: RefSeq, a predicted model, not a curated record
AUGAUCAGCCGCCUAAAGGUCGGCCUGCGAGGAGAGAAGGCCGACGAACGAAACCGCGUGCGGGAGACUGGAGAAGACGACAGCGAGGCUGAGACGCCUGUGCAACAGACCCAGCGCAAAAAUCUUGUCGCCGCCAGCCGAUCUUGGUUCCAUCGCGCCGUCACCGAGCUGAUUCUGCGCCGCACAACCCUGCCGCCGUCCAAAGAUGGCCGCCACAUACCGCUGCGUCUGACCGACGAAAGCGCCCGUCCAUCCCAGCUUGUCGAUGAGCGCCGUAGCCAUGGCCGUGGAUACGUGGCAAAUGCCAUUCGCACCUCUCGUUACACCGUGUUCGACUUCGUCCCCAAGCAGCUGAUGUUCCAAUUCACGCGCGUCGGCAACUUCUACUUCCUCUGCGUCGGCAUUCCUCAGACGAUCCCCGGCGUCAGCACCACCGGCAACUUCACCACGAUCAUCCCGCUGCUCGUUUUUGUCGCCCUGACUGUCCUCAAGGAGGGAUAUGAUGAUUACAAGCGCCACUGCCUCGACAACAUCGAAAAUGCCUCCAUUGCGACUGUUCUUCGGCCGAUUGACGAGCUCCCCCAACACGGUCAGAAGUGGUGGUCAGCCUUCGUCGCGCUGUUGCUCUCGCUGCUGUCCCGGCUGAUCGGUAGACGCAAAUCAAGAUUCACGUCCGGAAACGUAGGUGGCCGAAGGAAGCACGUCGUUGACAACGAAACCUUUGCGGGCCUUCACUGGACUGGCAUUCAAUGGCGCCACAUCCGCGUCGGCGAUGUCGUCAAGCUCUCCCGGGACGAAGAGGUCCCUGCCGACGUGCUGCUGCUGCAUGCCGACGGUGAGGGCGGAUUGGCAUACGUCGAAACCAUGGCUCUCGACGGCGAGACGAACCUCAAGAGCAAACAGGUCCCUACUCCUCUGGCCGACGGCCGCUGCGCCUCCAUCGAAGGGCUGGCUUCGUGCUCUGCGGAGUUCGUUGUCGAGGACCCUAAUCCUGACCUGUACCAUUUUGAUGGUCGGAUCACGGUCGAUAAGGAAACGCUUCCCCUCACGUCGGCCGAGGUCAUCUAUCGCGGCUGCACCGUGCGGAAUACCCAGACCGCCAUUGGUCUCGUCGUCAACGCCGGGGAGGAGUGCAAGAGCCGAAUGAACGCCAAUCGUCAUCCCAGCGCCAAGAAGCCUGCUCUCGAGCUUGUCACCAACGGCAUCGUCAUGGUCCUCUCGUUGUAUGUCAUCUCCCUGACCACUGGUUGCUCCAUUGGCUACUAUCUUUGGCAUCGGAGCACUGAGCGCAUCUCCUGGUAUCUUUCCGAUGCCACCGUCAAUGCCGGCCAGAUUAUCGUCGGCUUUGCCAUUCAAUUCAAUAACGUCAUUCCGCUUGCUCUGUACGUCAGCUUGGAAAUUGUCAAGAUCGGCCAGAUGCUCCUCCUGAACUGCGACGCGGCCAUGUAUGACGAGGCUUCAGACACGCCUGCACAGUGCAACACCAACACAAUUCUGGAAAAUCUCGGUCAGAUUGGAUAUGUUUUCUCGGACAAGACGGGCACCCUUACCGAGAAUGUCAUGAAGUUCCGGAAGCUAAGUGUGGCUGGAACGUCCUGGCUGCAUGAAGCUGAUCUCCAACAGAAGACUUACCAAGGAGCAGGCCAGGAAGGAGAACAGGAUCGCCCGCGCAACAGUCUGCAUAUGGCACCAUCCAGGCUGUCGACGUCAUCAAGAGUCUUUUCGCCCCCUCGUGAGGAUCCCCCAGCAGCCGAUGCCUCAUCGGUGCUCUCGCCCAUCCAGGAUGGCAGACGGUCGUCAUCGGUCUGGCGCUCGACCGGCCGACCCGACCAUGCGCAGCCUGAGCUCACGACCGAAGACCUCAUCGAGUACAUCCGGCUCCGACCUUAUACGCCAUUCUCGCGGAAGGCUAUCACGUACAUUCUUGCUUUGGCCCUCUGCCACACAUGCAUUCCGGAAUUGGAGGAUGGUAAGGUUCUCGGCUUCCAAUCCUCUUCCCCGGACGAACUCGCCCUAGUUAGUGCAGCAGAAGAGCUGGGUUUCCUUGUCGUGCAAAAAUCGGCUCACUCGACGACGUUGCGCUUUACCUACACGAAUUCCGAACACCCGCCCGAGGAAGUGUACGAGAUCGUCGACGUCAUCGAGUUCAGCAGUCAGCGGAAGAGGAUGUCCAUCAUCGUCCGGCGUCCUGACGGCCAACUGUGGCUGAUCUGCAAGGGCGCCGAUUCUACUGUGUUGCCCCGACUGAAAAUGGCGCCCUUGGCGAUGCAGAAAGCCCGCGAUGUCCGCAAAAGCGCGGAUAUGGAACGACAGAUGAUUCGCAACAGCGAGCAGUAUGAGCCCAGGAGUAGCUUCGGAGGGCCAGCAAGCGUCAUGAUACGCAAAAGCAUCGGCGCAGGGCAUCGUGACAGGUUGGAUAAAGAUGGAAACGCGAUUCCCACUCUCACAAUUGAGCCAGGUGGUAGCUCGUAUGGCGGGCCGCGGUUGUCCAUGUCUGACCGGAGUCGUUCGUUUGAUAUGCAAAGACUUCCGAGGCGGUCAAUGGACGCUUUUCGGCCACGUCCGACAUCGAUGGCUCGCGGGCCCUCCUUGGACAUACCGUCUGGCAUGGUGAAAUCCGAUGUCCAGAGAUCCAGUUCAUUGGCUAACCGGCCAUUGCGGAUGCUUGUGCCGGCGGUGCAAAAGUUGCAGCAGCGGCCUCCCUUGCCGGAUAAAUUUUCCUUUCUUGAAGACGCCUCGUUGCCAGAGGGCGAGGGCGGCAUCUUCGAACAGUGCUUCAAGCACAUCGACGAUUUCGCAGCCGAAGGUCUGCGUACGCUGCUCUUUGCCCACAAGUUCAUCUCAGAAACCGAGUACCGGGCUUGGAAGAAGGAGUAUCUUGCGGCAGCAACCAGCCUCGACGACAGACAAGAACGUAUAGAAGCGGUCGCCGAAACUCUGGAACAAAACCUUAGUCUGAUCGGCGCCUCGGCUAUUGAGGACAAGCUGCAGAAGGGCGUCCCAGAGACUGUCGACAAGUUCCGUCGCGCAAAUAUCAAGAUCUGGAUGCUUACGGGCGAUAAGCGAGAGACGGCCAUAAACAUUGCCCAUUCUGCACGAAUUUGCCGGCCGGCGUCUGAAAUAUAUAUCUUGGACGCAUCCAGGGGCGAUUUGGCCGGCCAAAUGCUGCACGUGGCUGAAAGUCUUGGACUCCGUGAUGUGGGCGAUGUCGCUGAUGUUGUCGCUGCUCCUGGCGACCGACUCUGGGACUCAUUCUCGUUUUGGCUUGGCCGAUCAAAGGCAUGGAAACCACAGCAGCAACGCAGGAACCACACGGUAGUCGUGAUAGAUGGUCACACCCUAGGGAUCAUUGAAAAGCAACAGCAGAAUGCAGGCAAGAAAGCAACAUCAGCGUCCAUUUUCUCAGCGGACGCGGACCUUCGCGAACUCUUCUACACCAUCAUACCCGAAGUCGAUUCUGUUAUUUGCUGCCGCGCUUCUCCCUCUCAAAAGGCGCUGCUCGUUCGUAGCAUCCGGCAAGGAAAGGAGACUAGCAAACGACAACGCCAGCAGAACCCAGGCCUUACUCUUGCUAUUGGAGAUGGCGCCAACGAUCUGGCCAUGUUGGCUGAAGCCCACGUCGGAGUUGGAGUGUCUGGACGAGAGGGUCUGCAGGCAGCACGCGUGGCUGAUUACAGCAUCGCACAAUUUCGCUUCUUGGGUCGGCUGCUUCUCGUCCAUGGGCGUUGGAACUAUGUGCGUACAGCACAGUUCAUUCUCAGCACGUUCUGGAAGGAAAUGUUCUUUUACACCCCUGCUGCGGCAUACCAGUGGUACUGUGGCUACACAGGCACUUCGAUAUAUGAAAGCUGGAGCUUGACGGUGCUCAAUACCCUGUUCACCAGUCUGUGUGUCAUCAUACCGGCGAUCGUGGAGCAGGACCUCAGCCAGACCGUUCUGAUGGCUGUACCAGAGUUGUAUUCCUUUGGGCAGCGUAACCGUGGGCUCAACCCAUUGAAGUAUGUUUCUUGGAUGUUGGUAGCCGUGGCCCAAGGUGUCCUGGUCUGGUUCGGCUGCUGGGCUGGCUACGGUGCCUUUGCAAACAGCAAAGACACCGGUCUGUUCGCUCUCGGAGACCUCGUUUUCGCCGCGUGCAUUAUGUGGACCAAUGUCAAACUUUUCAUCCUGCACACGCACCACAAAUCGGUUCCUGUGUUGAUCGGUUUCUGGCUCACCGUCUUCGUAUUGUGGUUCUGGAACAUAUUUUUGUCGCUGGCACACAGCGCGUCCCCAUCUCCGUACGACGUUCGAGGCGGAUUCUUUCACGAGUUUGGACGUGAUUUGUCGUGGUGGCUGACCCUGAUCAUUGUCGUGACGGCUCUUACCGUGAUCGAUCUGAGCUAUGCUGCUGUCAAACGCAACUUGCGCUUUCGUAACAUCUGGCAGAGUAAGGAGGGACGCCAAGGCAGGCAUCUGUUGCUGUGGCCGCCGGCAUUCUGGGGACGUAAAAGGUCGUCUUCGGAUACAAACAACGAGGACAGCUGCGCAGACAAAGACGACACAUCGGACGAUUCUGCAAGCAUGGAGAUGCCAGCAGACGAGCUGGAUCUGGAGGUGUGGCAAGACCUGGAAAGAGAUCCUGCCGUCAGAGCGAAGCUGCGGCAAAUGAGCGGCGAAGAGGACGACGAAGACGACUGUGAUAAGGAUGAGAAGGUUUGCCUGCACAUUACGGAGUACUUCUCAGCUGCCCUCAGCAAGUUCCUACCAAGCCGAGAAGCGAACUGCGAGCAUCCAAACACGGACACGACGGCCGAGCCGCUGGCCGGGAUCGUGCGGAAGCACUUGUCUGGCGCUGUGGGCCUACAGCCACCCGACCUCACGACUGUGCAGACGCUCGUGGUGCUGUCGAAGUACGACUGGGGCGUCGGCUGCGGAUACCGUGUGUGGAUGUACGCCGGCAUGGCAGCACGUAUGGUGCAGUCGCUGAUGGUGCUAACACGACCGUCGAAACUGUCGGCCAUCAAGCGCGAUGAGCACAGCCGCAUGUUCUGGAGCUGCUUUGUCCCGCGACUGUCAGCUGUUUCACGGCCGCACGCGCGCAAAUUUGAGGCCCUCGAAUACUCUAUCCACGACCCGAGCGGACAGCCGCCGACAGAGGGCGAGGUCAUCUUGCCGGCCAGCUCGGCUGGUCAGAGGCCGUCACGAAGUGAUUUUAGCACGACCGACGGCAUGGUCUUAUCGGUCUUGUUCAGCCCCAGCAGCAUCCAUGACGUGGAGGCGGAAGAGCCAAGCCAGCCCCAGCCGCUGUGGGGGGAGCAGCACACUAUUCCGUUUGCCCUCGAGGGACUGCCGCUGGACUACAACCUCGAUAUGCUGGACAUGUAUACAACGUGA